AAAGAGGAUUACUGAACGCUGCCACACAAAAUAUGAAAGAAGAAGACCGUCCUGAAAAUAAAUAACAGGAGAAAUCGAUUGAAAUAUGAAAAUAUGAGAAAUGGAGUUUGUUAAAGUGGAGGUUGAUGACAUUAGUGAUCCAGAUGCAUGCAGAAUUAAACAUGAAGAUACUGAGGAACACACAGACUUGAUGGAAGUGAAUCAGCAAAUAAAUGAACUAAAUGAAGCGGAGGAUGAACAUUGCACCUUUCAAGCUCAAAGAACAACAGCCAAAAAGCUGCACACCUGCUCUCAAUGUGGAAAAGGUUUCACACACAAAGGGAAUUUUAACACACAUGCAAGAAUGCACACUGGAGAGAAACCAUACACAUGCGAUCAAUGUGGAAAGAGCUUUACUCGUUCAUCAGGUCUCAGUAAACAUCUGCUCUGUCACUCUGGAGUCAAGCCUUUUAUCUGUGAUCAGUGUGGGAAACAUUUCAUUUCGUCAUCAAAACUAAAAACGCACCAGAAAGUUCAUUCGGAUGAGAGGCCUCAUGUGUGUCCUUACUGUGGAAAGAGGUUUUCACGACUGGACAGUUGUAAACAGCAUCAGAAAAUACACGAUGAAGUGAGAGAUCAUGUGUGUUGUGAGUGCGGGAAGAGCUUUACUACAGCGAGUCAACUAAGACAGCAUCGAAGAAUUCACAGUGGAGAAAAACCUUACAAGUGCUCCUACUGUGACAAGAGUUUCACUCUUUCUGGAAACCUGAAAGUACACGAGCGAGUUCACACUGGAGAGAAACCGUAUCACUGUAUGCAGUGUGGAGAGGGUUUCAUAAGUACCAAAAAUCUCAGUUAUCAUCUGCACGUUCACUCUGGAGAAAGGCCGUUUGACUGUGACCAGUGUGGUAAAAAGUUUAAAUCCGCAUCAAAUCUAAAAUGUCACAUGAAUGUUCAUUCAGAUGAAAAGCCUCACUUGUGUUCUUUGUGUGGAAAGAGUUUUUCAAGACUGAACAGUUGUAAGCUGCACCAGAAAAUGCAUGAUGAUGUAAAAGAUCAUGUGUGCUAUGAGUGUGGAAAGAGCUUUACAGCUGUUGGCCAGUUGAGACGGCACAAAAGAGUUCACACUGGAGAAAAACCUCACAAGUGUUCAUUCUGUGACAAGAGUUUCACUGUGUCUGGAAAUUUGAAAGUACACGAGCGAGUUCACACUGGAGAGAAACCGUAUCACUGUACUCAGUGUGGAAAGAGUUUCACUCAGUCAAAGACUGUAGCGAUCCACAUGGAAAAGCAUUGUUCUGUGUCAGAGUGAGCAAAUGUUUUAUUCAGAUACAAAUACUUUAUAAUGUAUGUGAGAUUCAGAUAAAGUAAAUAUGUGACCCUGGAUCACACAAAACCCGUCUUAAGUCUCUGGAGUAUAUUUGUAGCAAUAGCCAAAAAAAACACUGUGUGGGUCAAAAUUAUCGAUUUUUCUUUUAUGCCAAAAAUCAUUAGAUAUUAAUUAAAGAUCAUGUUCUAUGAAGAUAUUUUG
Messenger RNA from Carassius auratus (goldfish), 1510 nucleotides. Its product is annotated as zinc finger protein 239-like. NCBI's taxonomy places the organism in Eukaryota, Metazoa, Chordata, Actinopteri, Cypriniformes, Cyprinidae. The record is from RefSeq and is a predicted model, not a curated record. Gene Ontology annotation, molecular function: DNA-binding transcription factor activity; RNA polymerase II cis-regulatory region sequence-specific DNA binding. Gene Ontology annotation, biological process: regulation of transcription by RNA polymerase II. The coding region runs from base 101 to 1291 and encodes 396 amino acids. The transcript is spliced from 2 exons.